This is a messenger RNA of Pistacia vera, 1459 nucleotides long. RefSeq lists its product as uncharacterized. The transcript is spliced from 11 exons. NCBI's taxonomy places the organism in Eukaryota, Viridiplantae, Streptophyta, Magnoliopsida, Sapindales, Anacardiaceae. The record is from RefSeq and is a predicted model, not a curated record. Bases 100 to 945 code for a protein of 281 amino acids.
GUCCUUGUCUUUCUGCAACAAUGAGAUAAAAUAAAACAUCAGGAAAAAGGGUAAACAAAUUUAAAACCCCCGAAAAAAAUUCCUGGCUCGUCGGUUCCAAUGAUGAAGAUGGGAGGCGAUUUAUUAAAAUGGCUUUUCAUCAUUCUCUUAGCUCUUGUUCUUCUCCGUGUUUACUCGGUCUCCGCCGUCUGUGAACUCAGUUUCACUGACCAUGACAAGCGCAUUAACUAUAGCUUGGCCACUCCUCUCGCUAUGUUCCCUCACGGUGUCCUCAGUGAAGACGGAUUCUAUAAGGUGGCUGUGAAUGAGACUGUGCUCUGGUUUCAGCUUUGCGAUGAGAUGUUAUUCAAUCAUGACCCACCUAGAUGUGUUGACUGCUUGGACUGCGGGGGUCCAUCACGCUGUGGAUCAGAAUGUAGUGCACUUGUGGCAAACAACAUCGAUGGUUAUGAUGUAUGCAAUACUAUUGGGCUUGUAUCACGCACAAAUAUAAAGGUUAUGGAUAAAAAGAAUCCCCACAAGGGUGUCAUUGUUAAUAUGUCAAAUAUUGGCCCAAAGCAGAAUUGUUCGCUUUCUGUAACUGUCGUUUGUGAUCAGGAUGGAGUUCAAGGGCCGCAGUCUAUGGAGAAAUUAGGGACCUGUGAUUUUGCUACAGUGCUGCGGCAUCCUGCUGGUUGUGCAACAGUUGUAUCUAUUGCUGGAAGAGGAUUGGGCUGGUUUGGAACCUUCAUAACAAUAAUCUUUUGCCUCUUUGGAAGCUAUCUGCUAGCUGGUACAGUUUAUCGAUUUUUUUUCCUUGGAGUUCGUGGUGUAAAUGCAAUUCCAAACUUGGAUACUUGGACCAGCUUACCGCACAGAACACAGAGUUUUUUUACAUCUUUGGUACGGAGAUUUAGAGGAUCGUCUGAAGGGCAUCGAAGCUCCUAUUCUCGUGUCAACUUUUGAGCAAUUGCAAGCUUGCUCUAGAUGUAGUGGAUAUAUCAGUUUUUAGAUAUCUCAGUUCCGCAAUGCAAUAUGUGCCAACAAGUGCAAAGUUUUUGCAUCUGGGCAAUAUCCUACAGUUUUGCAUGUUUGCUUUGUCAUGGCAGAUUCUUAGUGUUCGCUGCAGAGCUCUCACAUUUCUGUGGCAUAUACAUAUAAACAGUGCUCGUUUUCUGCUUCCAAGUUCCCAUCAAUCAUAUGAUUUUUUUGGUAAAAAAGAAUAAUUGUUUACUAUUCCAUUUAUUGUAGUCUGUUAAAAUGCUGACUAGGGAAAAAUGUGUUACCAAUAUAUUUUUCAUUUUCUCUCUGAAUGACAUUUUGGUAGAUACACAUCGUUUGAGUUUUACCUGUUUUCAAGCGUUUUUCUGCCGAAUGACCUGAGUUUCUGAAGCAUGAUCAUUGGAAGAUGCCCAGAAACUAGGGUAAACGGUAAAAUCUACUGCUUGAAGUUGAUUGUAGAGAAUGAAGAUAAAAUCUA